Vicia faba (fava bean) is the source of this 675-nucleotide messenger RNA. Lineage: Eukaryota; Viridiplantae; Streptophyta; Magnoliopsida; Fabales; Fabaceae. The record is from the annotation of a GenBank genome assembly.
AUGGAAAAUCAUACCUACCAAUCAAAGCUCAAAUCUCAGUUAGAGCUCUUAAUCGAUUUUGAAGAGGAUAAUAGAGAUGCUGACGUUGAUGAUUAUGGCUUGAAAACGUUUUACCCAUGCCCGUUUUGCGAAGACGAUUUUGAUAUUCUUGAGCUGUGUUGCCAUAUUGAUUUGGAACAUCCAAUUGAUGCUACCUCUGGGCUUUGUCCUGUUUGUGGCAUGUGGGUGGGAACAGAUUUGGUUGAGCACAUAACAGCUCAACAUGGAAAUUUGUUUAAGAUAUCCUUUUUGAUCUUCACCAUAGAAAUUAAUCUCAAAUCAAAAUACCAUAAACAUGAUUUGUACCCGAAACUUUCGUUAUCAAAAAAGGGUGGACGGAAUGGACACUUGCAAUCUUCUUCAGACGGGUUGUCAUCGCCUGGGAUGUCAACCUCCAAGGCGGCUUGUGAUCCAUUUCUGUCAUUUGUAUGUGGCUCGCCUGCUUCUGGUGAACACGGAAAUGUGCAGCCUGAUUCUUCAAGUGAAGCAAGCACUGAAGAAAUACACUCAGAUGAAACAUUGUUAGAAAGAGAUGUUCCACCACCUUUAUGUGAGAAAGACAAAGUGGAGAAAGCAAGACGAAGUGAGUUUGUACAAGGGCUCUUGUUUUCUACUAUUCUUGAUCCUGACUUUUGA